Molecule: messenger RNA, 2673 nt
Organism: Saccostrea cuccullata (small rock oyster)
Lineage: Eukaryota; Metazoa; Mollusca; Bivalvia; Ostreida; Ostreidae
Biological process (GO): proteasome-mediated ubiquitin-dependent protein catabolic process; negative regulation of translation; protein polyubiquitination
Molecular function (GO): zinc ion binding; protein binding; ubiquitin protein ligase activity
Source: RefSeq, a predicted model, not a curated record
GUCUCAAGUUAAAUCAUGGAUCCCCGUACCAGUGCCCAGGACGUGAUGCGAUGUGACCUGUGUGAGACCGCUGUGACAACACAGAAAUCACCAGAAGCUGGAUCCUCUCCUCCAGUCAAACAGCUGCUUGAUGAACCAGAGACUGUCACCACCAUAAACACUGGGUAUGAUAGACUUUACAAUGUGGCCUGUCUGAGUGAUGAAGAAAUCUGGACAAGUGGAAAUGACAGCACCAUGAAACUCUACAGCAUCAAUCAGGGAUCACUAUUCACAAUCAAGAGAAUUUUAAUUUAUAAUAAGUCAAUUAGAACCAAGUCAGGCAACACACCAUAUGACAUAGCAGUGACAAAAAGUGGAGAUCUAGUUUAUACUGAUUUCUUGGAUAGAACUGUGAACAUUGUGAAGAAUGAGAAGAUAGAGGAGGUGAUCAGACUACAGAACUGGAGACCUCUUUGUGUCUGUAGUACCUCCUCUGGUGACCUCCUGGUUAUCAUGGACAGUGAUAACAAACAAUCAAAAGUUGUCCGCUACUCUGGCUCCACAGAGAAACAAACCAUUCAGUUUGAUGAUCAAGGUAACCCUCUCUAUUCAUCUGGCCUUUAUAAGAGAGACAUAACUGAGAACAGGAACCUGGAUAUCUGUGUGUCUGAUGAGGGAGCUAAAGCAGUAGUGGUGGUCAAUCAGGCCGGGAAACUGAGAUUCAGGUACACUGGACAUACUCCUGCUCCAAAGAACAAACCAUUCAUUCCACAAGGAAUCACUACAGACAGUCAGAGUCACAUCCUUACAGCUGAUUAUUACAAUGACUGUGUCCACAUCAUAGACCAGGAUGGACAGUUCCUUCGUUACAUAGACUGUGGACUGAGUUAUCCCUGUGAACUGUGUAUAGAUACAAAUGACAAUCUGUUUGUUGCUCAAUUAGGAAACAGACAAAUCUAUUUAUAUUUCAGAGUAACAAGUUUAAUCAUGGACCCCCGUACCAGUGCCCAGGACGUGAUGCGAUGUGACCUGUGUGAGACCGCUGUGGUACAGAUGCACUGUGAUACAUGUCUUGUCAACCUGUGUACAGCUUGUGUUGGAAAACACAUGACAUCUGAUGAAUCCAAGGACCACAAAAUCGUGAAAUUUCAGGCCAGAAAAUCCACUCCCCUCUAUCCUGCAUGUACAUCUCAUUCCAAAGACCUAAGUACAAUGUACUGCAACCAAUGUGACAUUCCUGUUUGUCCUAAAUGCAUUGCAUCCGGUAAACAUCAAGGUCAUAAAGUAUCAGAAAUCUUAGAAGUUGUGAAUGAAAGAAAGAAUAAAUUUGUCAAAGAACGAAAUGAACUAAAUGAUACAAUUUACCCAACCUACCAGGACAUUGCCUCUGAUGUACAAAACAGAAUGAGUCAGUUAGAAAAGGAAUAUGGAGAUCUCUCAACAGCCAUAACAAAACAUGGAGAGGACUGGCACAGAGAAAUUGACAAACUUGUCAAGAAACUUAAAGCUGAAGUUGAUGAGAUGAAAAACACACAGUUACAAACUCUACAGAAACAUCUGGAUGAAAUAAACAAGACAAUGUCUGACAUCAAGGAUGAAAUUGAUUCAGUCGAAAUGUCUACUGAUACAAAUGAUUUGUCAAAACUACUUGGUGUCACAUCCAAUGCAGAUAGAUACAAAAAUCUUCCACACAAAUUAGCACCAUCUCUACCUAAAUUCAUUCAAGGAAAAAUCCAAGGAGAAGAACUUUGUAAAUCAUUUGGAAUCUUGUCAUCAGGUUCUUUAACUUCAGAUAAACAUGGCUACAGCAUGAAGACAACACAGAAAUCACCAGAAGCUGGAUCCUCUCCUCCAGUCAAACAGCUGCUUGAUGAACCAGAGACUGUCACCACCAUAGACACUGGGUAUGUAACCCUAUACAAUGUGGCCUGUCUGAGUGAUGAAGAAAUCUGGACAAGUGGACAUGAAAAAACCAUGAAACUCUACAGCAUCAAUCAGGGAUCACUACUCAAGUCAAUCACAACCAAGUCAGGGAACACACCAUAUGACAUAGCAGUGACAAAAAGUGGAGAUCUAGUUUAUACUGAUUACAAUGAUAGAACUGUGAACAUUGUGAUGAAUGAGAAGAUAGAGGAGGUGAUCAGACUACAGAACUGGAAACCUGAAGGUGUCUGUAGUACCUCCUCUGGUGACCUCCUGGUUAUCAUGUACAGUGAUGAUUACAAACAAACAAAAGUUGUCCGUUACUCUGGCUCCACAGAGAAACAAACCAUUCAGUUUGAUGAUAAAGGUAAACCUCUCUAUUCAUCUGGUCUUUCUGACAGAUACAUAACAGAGAACAGGAACCUGGAUAUCUGUGUGUCUGACUGUGGAGCUAGAGCAGUAGUGGUGGUCAAUCAGGCUGGGAAACUGAGAUUCAGGUACACUGGACAUACUCCUGCUCCAAAGAACAAACCAUUCAAUCCAGUAGGAAUCACCACAGACAGUCAGAGUCACAUCCUUACAGCUGACUCUAACAAUGCCUGUGUCCACAUCAUAGACCAGGAUGGACAGUUCCUCCGUUAUAUAGACUGUGGACUGAGUGAACCCCAGGGACUGUGUACAGAUACAAAUGACAAUCUGUUUGUUGCUCAAUUAAAAAACAGACAAGUGAAGAAAAUCAAAUAUCUGCAGUAAAACUCAACACAGUAUAGA